Molecule: messenger RNA, 1238 nt
Organism: Drosophila ficusphila
Lineage: Eukaryota; Metazoa; Arthropoda; Insecta; Diptera; Drosophilidae
Product: thymidylate synthase
Exons: 1
Coding region: 86-1033 (315 amino acids)
Biological process (GO): dTMP biosynthetic process
Cellular component (GO): mitochondrion; cytosol
Molecular function (GO): thymidylate synthase activity
Source: RefSeq, a predicted model, not a curated record
UCGUGUUGACAAAAAACAUGAAUUCCUUCCCGCCAAAUAUCAGGCAUUCAUUUCUUCUUAUUCAUCCGAACUAAAGAUUUGCGAAAUGGUUGCUACGCCAAACAAGGAAAAUGCCUUGCUUUUGAAGGAGGAGGCCAAGAAUGAGCCAUCGGAGAAGCCGGUUAAUCGGGAUGAGGAGCAAUAUCUGGACAUGCUGCGACACAUCAUCGCAAAUGGUGAGGAGCGAAUGGACCGGACAAGGGUUGGCACUCUAUCCGUCUUUGGCAGUCAGAUGCGGUUUAACUUGAGGGAUUCUUUUCCUUUGCUGACGACCAAGCGCGUCUUCUUUCGCGGGGUGGCCGAGGAGCUGCUCUGGUUCGUGGCGGGCAAGACGGACGCCAAGCUACUGCAGGCGAAGAACGUUCACAUCUGGGAUGAGAACUGCACUAGAGAGUUCCUAGACAAGCUGGGACACACGGAGCGCGCCGUGGGUGAUCUGGGACCGGUGUAUGGCUUCCAGUGGCGCCACUUUGGGGCGGAGUACGGAACCUGCGACGACGACUACACAGGCAAGGGCGUCGACCAGUUGCGCCAUGUGAUCGACACCAUUAAGAACAACCCGUCGGACAGGCGCAUCAUCAUGUCGGCGUGGAAUCCGUUGGACAUACCGAAAAUGGCUCUUCCUCCGUGCCAUUGCCUGGCGCAGUUCUACGUUUCCCAAACGCGCGGUGAACUUUCCUGCCAGCUGUACCAGAGGAGUGCCGACAUGGGCCUGGGCGUACCCUUUAAUAUCGCGUCCUACGCCCUGCUCACCUACAUGAUUGCCCAUGUAACGGGUCUCAAGCCGGGCGACUUCGUGCACACCCUGGGUGACGCGCACGUCUAUCUGAACCACGUGGAACCACUGAAGGAGCAGCUGACGCGCACUCCACGUCCCUUUCCCAAGCUAGUGAUUAAGCGCCAGGUGCAGGACAUCGAGGACUUCCGCUUUGAUGACUUUGAGAUUGUCGGCUACAAUCCCUAUCCGAAGAUAAAGAUGGAAAUGGCAGUGUAGAAAACUAUAUUACUUCUAAAAUUCUUAAUCUUCUCCCCCUUAUAUGUAUUAAGCUAAAAAUUGAAAAGCCAGUGAUCCAAUUUCAAAUGUAACAUAAAUAUUAAACGAUUUAAGCAGAUUUUAAUUAUGUCCUUAUUAAAAUCUAUAAUUUAUCCGCUGUAUUACUAAAAUUCGAAUAAAAACUUUGGAUUGUAAGCACAUGAAA